Molecule: messenger RNA, 3282 nt
Organism: Alexandromys fortis (reed vole)
Lineage: Eukaryota; Metazoa; Chordata; Mammalia; Rodentia; Cricetidae
Gene: Casr
Product: calcium sensing receptor
Exons: 6
Coding region: 1-3282 (1093 amino acids)
Biological process (GO): intracellular calcium ion homeostasis; G protein-coupled receptor signaling pathway; detection of calcium ion
Cellular component (GO): plasma membrane
Molecular function (GO): calcium ion binding; G protein-coupled receptor activity
Source: RefSeq, a predicted model, not a curated record
AUGGCAUCUUAUAGCUGCUGUUUGGCCCUCUUGGCUCUUGCCUGUCACUCCUCUGCCUACGGGCCCGACCAGCGAGCCCAAAAGAAGGGGGACAUUAUUCUUGGGGGUCUCUUUCCUAUCCAUUUUGGAGUAGCAGCCAAAGAUCAAGAUCUGAAGUCAAGGCCAGAGUCCGUGGAGUGCAUCAGGUACAACUUCCGUGGAUUUCGAUGGUUACAAGCCAUGAUAUUUGCCAUCGAGGAGAUAAACAGCAGCCCCAGCCUUCUUCCCAACAUGACGCUGGGAUACAGGAUAUUCGACACCUGUAACACUGUCUCCAAGGCCUUGGAGGCCACCUUGAGUUUUGUUGCCCAGAACAAAAUCGAUUCCUUGAACCUGGAUGAGUUCUGCAACUGCUCAGAGCACAUCCCUUCCACUAUCGCAGUGGUGGGAGCGACCGGCUCGGGCGUCUCCACGGCCGUGGCCAACCUGCUUGGGCUCUUCUACAUCCCACAGGUGAGUUAUGCCUCCUCCAGCAGGCUUCUUAGCAAUAAGAAUCAAUACAAAUCCUUCCUCCGCACCAUCCCCAAUGAUGAGCACCAGGCUACCGCCAUGGCCGACAUCAUCGAGUACUUCCGCUGGAACUGGGUGGGCACCAUCGCAGCCGAUGACGACUACGGCCGGCCAGGCAUUGAGAAGUUCCGGGAGGAAGCCGAGGAGAGGGACAUCUGCAUCGACUUCAGCGAGCUUAUCUCCCAGUACUCGGAUAAGAAGGAGAUUCAGCAGGUGGUGGAAGUGAUCCAGAACUCCACAGCCAAGGUCAUCGUCGUUUUCUCCAGCGGCCCAGACCUAGAGCCCCUCAUCAAGGAGAUUGUGCGGCGCAACAUCACAGGCAGGAUCUGGCUGGCCAGCGAGGCCUGGGCCAGCUCCUCCUUGAUUGCUAUGCCUGAAUACUUCCACGUGGUUGGGGGCACCAUUGGGUUCGGUCUGAAGGCUGGGCAGAUCCCAGGCUUCCGAGAAUUCCUGCAGAAAGUCCAUCCCCGGAAGUCGGUCCACAAUGGGUUUGCCAAAGAGUUUUGGGAAGAGACUUUCAAUUGCCACCUGCAAGAAGGCGCCAAAGGGCCUUUGCCUGUGGACACCUUCCUAAGAAGUCACGAGGAAGGUGGCAGCAGGUUAAGCAAUAGCUCCACUGCCUUCCGACCCCUCUGCACAGGGGAUGAGAACAUCAGCAGCGUGGAGACACCUUACAUGGAUUAUGAACAUUUACGGAUCUCCUACAACGUGUACUUAGCUGUCUACUCCAUUGCCCAUGCCCUGCAAGACAUAUACACCUGCUUACCCGGACGAGGGCUGUUCACCAAUGGGUCCUGUGCAGACAUCAAGAAGGUUGAGGCCUGGCAGGUCCUGAAGCACCUGCGGCACCUAAACUUUACCAACAACAUGGGGGAGCAGGUGACAUUCGAUGAGUGUGGUGACCUGGUGGGGAACUAUUCCAUCAUCAACUGGCACCUCUCCCCAGAGGACGGCUCCAUCGUGUUCAAGGAAGUUGGGCAUUACAACGCGUACGCCAAGAAGGGAGAGAGACUCUUCAUCAAUGAGAAGAAGAUCUUGUGGAGUGGCUUCUCCAGGGAGCUGCAAACCUCUCCCUUCUGUGCUCUCUGUCUACAGGUACCCUUCUCCAACUGCAGCCGGGACUGUCUGGCAGGGACCAGGAAGGGGAUCAUUGAGGGGGAGCCCACCUGCUGCUUUGAGUGUGUGGAGUGUCCUGAUGGGGAGUACAGCGAUGAGACAGAUGCUAGCGCCUGUGACAAGUGCCCGGAUGACUUCUGGUCCAAUGAGAACCACACUUCCUGCAUUGCCAAGGAGAUUGAGUUUCUGGCGUGGACCGAGCCCUUCGGAAUCGCUCUCACUCUUUUUGCAGUGCUGGGCAUCUUCCUGACCGCCUUUGUGCUGGGCGUCUUCAUCAAGUUCCGAAACACGCCCAUCGUCAAGGCCACCAACCGCGAGCUGUCCUACCUCUUGCUCUUCUCGCUGCUCUGCUGCUUCUCCAGCUCCCUGUUCUUCAUCGGGGAGCCCCAGGACUGGACGUGCCGCCUGCGCCAGCCCGCCUUCGGCAUCAGCUUCGUGCUCUGUAUCUCGUGCAUCUUGGUGAAGACCAACCGCGUCCUCCUGGUCUUUGAGGCCAAGAUACCCACCAGCUUUCACCGGAAGUGGUGGGGGCUCAACCUGCAGUUCCUGCUAGUUUUCCUCUGCACCUUCAUGCAGAUCGUCAUCUGCGUGAUCUGGCUCUACACGGCGCCCCCCUCCAGCUACCGCAACCACGAGCUGGAGGACGAAAUCAUCUUCAUCACGUGCCACGAGGGCUCACUCAUGGCGCUCGGCUCCCUCAUCGGCUACACCUGCCUGCUGGCUGCCAUCUGCUUUUUCUUCGCCUUCAAGUCCCGGAAGCUGCCAGAGAAUUUCAACGAAGCCAAGUUCAUUACCUUCAGCAUGCUCAUCUUCUUCAUUGUCUGGAUCUCCUUCAUUCCCGCCUACGCCAGCACCUACGGCAAGUUUGUCUCCGCUGUGGAGGUGAUCGCCAUCCUGGCAGCCAGCUUUGGCUUGCUGGCCUGCAUUUUCUUCAACAAGGUCUACAUCAUCCUCUUCAAACCUUCCCGGAACACCAUCGAGGAGGUGCGUUGCAGCACCGCGGCGCAUGCUUUCAAAGUGGCAGCCCGUGCCACGCUACGUCGCAGCAACGUCUCCCGGAAGCGGUCCAGCAGCCUAGGAGGCUCCACCGGUUCCAUUCCCUCCUCCAUCAGUAGCAAGAGCAACAGUGAAGACCCGUUCCCACAGCUGGAGAGGCAGAAGCAACCGCAGAGGUUGGCCCUGACCCAGCAAGAACAACAACAGCAGCAGCAGCAGCAGCCGCUGACUCUACAGAAACAGCAGCAGCCGCCACAGCAGCCCAGAUGCAAACAGAAGGUCAUCUUUGGCAGUGGCACAGUCACCUUCUCUCUGAGCUUUGACGAGCCUCAAAAGAGCGCUAUGGCCCACAGAAACUCCACGCGGCACAACUCCCUGGAGGCCCAGAAGAGCAACGACACCUUGAGCAGACACCAGGCUCUGCUCCCACUGCAGUGUGCAGACACGGACUCAGAAAUGACUAUGCAGGAAACGGGUCUGCAAGGGCCCAUGGUGGGGGACCACCAGCCAGAAAUGGAAAGUACAGAAGAAAUGUCCCCAGCCCUGGUCAUGUCUACAUCUCGGAGCUUUGUCAUUAGCGGUGGAGGUAGCUCCGUCACGGAAAACAUACUGCACUCCUAA